UAACGCUCAGCUGACGCUCGCCAACACACCUCGAACCUUCUCCCCUCCCAGCCCAUCCUCCGAGUCUACCCGCCUUUUCUUCCUUCAUUUCUCUCCCUGGUGGUUGCAUACGAUUUCCGCCCUUUCCACUUGCCAUGUCCUCCAAGACUUCCGCCGAUGAAGCAUCUCGUAUAACGACCGUCCCUGCCAAUGAUGGCAAGUCUGGUGCCGCCAGGGAGAUCAGCUACACCAACUACAAAGUCAUUGGCAAUGGUUCCUUUGGUGUCGUUUACCAGGCCAAGCUGGUGCCCUCAGGCGAGGAGAUCGCAAUCAAGAAGGUCCUUCAGGAUAAGCGCUUCAAGAAUCGCGAACUUCAAAUCAUGCGUCUUGUUUCUCACCCCAACGUUGUCGACCUCGAAGCUUUCUUCUACCUCAACGGCGAAAAGCCGGCCCAGAAGGACGAGGUGUACCUCAAUCUCGUCCUCGAGUAUGUUCCUGAAACGGUCUACCGCGCCAGCCGCCACUACGCCAAGCUCAAGCAGCCCAUGCCCAUGUUGCAAAUCAAGCUUUACAUGUACCAACUUCUCCGUUCGCUAGCCUACAUUCAUUCUGUAGGCAUCUGUCAUCGUGACAUCAAGCCCCAGAACUUGUUGCUCAACCCGGCGUCGGGCAUCCUUAAGCUUUGCGAUUUCGGCUCCGCUAAGAUCCUCGUGGAGGGCGAACCCAACGUCUCAUAUAUCUGUUCACGCUACUAUCGUGCUCCUGAACUGAUUUUUGACAUCUGGUCAACCGGGUGUGUCAUGGCUGAACUAAUGCUCGGCGUCCCACUGUUUCCGGGUGAAAGCGGCAUAGAUCAGCUGGUGGAAAUCAUCAAAAUCUUGGGCACGCCGUCAAGAGACCAGAUUAAGACCAUGAAUCCGAACUAUAUGGAGCAUAAGUUCCCGCAGAUCCGUGCCCAUCCCUUCAACAAGGUUUUCCGACCCCGCACGGCCCCUGAGGCCAUUGACCUAGUCUCAAAGUUGCUCGAGUACACUCCCAGUUCGCGCUUGAGUGCCAUCGAGGCCAUGGCCCACCCUUUCUUCGACGAGUUGCGUGUGGAGGGCACCCGUAUGCCUAACGGUCGAUCGCUACCCCGGCUGUUCGACUUUACUCGGGAGGAACUUUCUGUGCGUCCGGAUCUGAACCGCAAGCUGGUGCCGGUCCAUUGCGAACCGGAGCUCGGAUCUCGAGGGAUCGUGUUGGACGGAUUUGUGCCCAUACCUCUGGAGGAAAUGAGGAUCACGCUUGACUGAAUAACGGAAUCUUGUGUGGAGCAACUGUGCCGACCCGGGUGCUUCAUGACGUGAUUUUAAACACAACUUUUGUAGUCUGAAUGCAUAGCAACCUGUUUCAUCCUG
Molecule: messenger RNA, 1376 nt
Organism: Mycena citricolor
Lineage: Eukaryota; Fungi; Basidiomycota; Agaricomycetes; Agaricales; Mycenaceae
Source: the annotation of a GenBank genome assembly